AUGUUUGGGAAACCAGACAAAAUGGACGUUAGAUGCCACUCGGACGCUGAGACUAACCGGGUCUCGAAGAAUGGACAUAAGGAGGGGAAAGAGAGCAAGGGGGGCGAAGGGAAUAUCUCCGCUUCUUUUCUGAAGGAACCUCCGGGCACUUUUUCCCCGUCUGCCGCUUCGGAAGAUUGUAAUAAGAAUAAAUCUAAUUCUGCCGACCCGGACUAUUGCAGAAGGAUCCUGGUUCGAGAUGCCAAGGGCUCCAUCCGAGAGAUCAUUCUUCCCAAAGGCCUGGACCUGGACCGGCCAAAGCGGACCCGAACGUCAUUCACCGCUGAACAGCUAUAUCGGCUAGAGAUGGAGUUCCAGCGGUGCCAGUAUGUUGUGGGGCGGGAGCGAACCGAGCUGGCCAGGCAGCUCAACCUCUCCGAGACCCAGGUGAAGGUGUGGUUCCAGAACCGGCGCACAAAGCAGAAGAAAGACCAAGGCAAGGACUCGGAGCUGCGCUCCGUAGUGUCCGAGACGGCUGCCACUUGCAGCGUGCUCCGGCUCCUAGAGCAAGGCCGCCUGCUCUCUCCGCCUGGCCUGCCGGGCCUCCUGCCGCCUUGCGCCACGGGUGCUCUGGGUUCGGCCCUGAGAGGCCCCAGCAUUCCGGCCCUAGGCGGCAGCGGCAGUUCGAGCUCCGGCUCCAGCUCGGCCUCCGGCCCGGCGGGCGGCUCCUCUCCGCAUCCCCCGGCCGUGAGUAGCGCGGCGGGGCCCGCCUCGGCCUCAGGACUGCAUCCUGCCCCGGCCGCCGGUCACGGUCUCUUCAGCCUGCCGGUACCAUCGCUCCUGGGCUCGGUCGCCAGUCGCCUCUCCUCCAACCCCCUGACAAUGGCUGGCUCAUUGGCCGGGAAUUUACAAGAACUCUCCGCAAGAUACCUGAGCUCCUCCGCCUUUGAGCCCUACUCGCGGACCAACAAUAAAGACGGGGCGGAGAAAAAAGCACUGGACUGAUU
This is a messenger RNA of Sarcophilus harrisii (Tasmanian devil), 986 nucleotides long. RefSeq names its product ventral anterior homeobox 1 (gene VAX1). The transcript is spliced from 3 exons. The record is from RefSeq and is a predicted model, not a curated record. NCBI's taxonomy places the organism in Eukaryota, Metazoa, Chordata, Mammalia, Dasyuromorphia, Dasyuridae. Bases 1 to 984 code for a protein of 327 amino acids. Gene Ontology annotation, molecular function: DNA-binding transcription factor activity, RNA polymerase II-specific; DNA binding. Gene Ontology annotation, biological process: brain development; neuron differentiation; regulation of DNA-templated transcription.